This is a messenger RNA of Cryphonectria parasitica EP155, 1145 nucleotides long. RefSeq lists its product as uncharacterized. The annotation marks the transcript as partial. Lineage: Eukaryota; Fungi; Ascomycota; Sordariomycetes; Diaporthales; Cryphonectriaceae. The transcript has 2 exons. The record is from RefSeq and is a predicted model, not a curated record.
GGUCGCUCCAAGUCGCGCCGCCGGGACGACUAUUCAGAUGGCGACGACGACGACGACAGAAGGGACAAGCACUCCAAGAUCAAGACAGGGCUCGGGCUCGCCGCCGCCGCCCUCGCUGUGGCUGGCGCCGCCAAGUACUACCAGACGCAGAAGAUCGAAAAGGAAGAGCUGCGCCGCGGGCGCAGCCGUAACCGGCGCGGCGGGUACUCAGACAGUGAGGAAGGGUACUACAGCAGAAGCAACAGCCGCGGGCCUGGCCCGAGAUCACCGUCUCGUGGUGGCGGCGUCGGCGGGAUGGCCAAGGCUGCAGCGGGCACGGCGGCCGUCGCAGGUCUGGUGCACCACCUCCGCAGCAAAUCUCGCCAGCGCAGCAAGGGCGGGUCCAAGUCACGGUCGCGGUCGCGCCUCCGCACGGGCGCUGAGAUUGUAGCUGCCGGGCUGGCAGGUGCGGCAGGCAAGAAGCUGUACGACAGGCACAAGGAGAAGAAGGAUAUAGAGCGGGAGCGGGAGCUCUCGGACGAGGAAUACGAGCGAGGCGUACGGGAGCGGUCUCGUUCCAGGCAUGGCGACCAUAGUCGUGGAGGAUCACGAUCGCGGUCCCGGUCCCGGUCCGUUUCGCGCAGCAGCAGGUUUGGUUGAGUACGGUGGCCACCCCCUCUACUCCGAGCCGCCGUACCCCAUCGAGGAGCAGCACGGCGGGUACGGCCCGGCCCCUGUAGAUGCUGCCGAGGAGAGGAGACGCAGGAGGGCCGAGCGCAAGGCCAGGCAGGAGAGGGAGAGGCAUCAUAGGCCGAGGAGCAGGGGCGGCGGUGCCUCUUCGGUGGACGAUUACGAUGACGACGAUGACUACGACGACGACGACAGCGGGAGGAGGAGAAGGAAGAGGACCGAAGGCGGCGAGAAGGCGACGACCAAGAGGAGCAGCAGCCGGCUCAGGGAUAUGGCGACUGGUGCCGUGGCCGCCGGGGCUGCGGCGAUCGGCAUGAAGAAGUUCGAGGAGAGAAAGAGGGACAAAGAGAAGCAGAAGGAGGCUGAGGAGAGGGAGAGGGAAGGCAGCAGGGACAGACCAGUCUCGGAGGAGGCAAGAGAGCAGAGGAGGGCGGAGAGGGAGAGAGCACGGAGGGAGAGGGACAAGGCUCGCAACC